Molecule: messenger RNA, 1270 nt
Organism: Ipomoea triloba (trilobed morning glory)
Lineage: Eukaryota; Viridiplantae; Streptophyta; Magnoliopsida; Solanales; Convolvulaceae
Product: probable glycosyltransferase At5g03795
Exons: 1
Coding region: 100-1149 (349 amino acids)
Molecular function (GO): glycosyltransferase activity
Source: RefSeq, a predicted model, not a curated record
CCAUGUUCAGUCACCUUAAAGGCCAUUUCAGGUUAUAAUCACCUCUGCAGUUGCAGAACUGCAAAUUAAAGAACAAAAAGCUUCAAACUUUGAGCUUCAAUGGCGGCCUCUUAUUUUCUUGUUCUUCUGUUAUUUCUUUCUCUCGGCCCUCACCGGGCUCUCUCAGCCGCCGGUGCCUCUCCCUACCUCUAUCCCGCCACCUUUUUCAAGAAUUACGAACGGAUGCUCACAAGUUUUAAGAUUUUCAUUUACACCCCAAACAACCCAAUCGCGUUCACGGCCCCGCCGGCGUCUUUGUUUUACGAUUCUCUCCUUCGCAGCCGGUUUGUGACCGCCGACGCCGAUGAGGCCCACCUCUUCUUCGUGCCGUUUUCUCCCGACGCGUCUACGCGAUCUCUGGCGCGUCUGGUUCGGGAGCUCCGGGGGAAUUUUCCGUACUGGAAUCGCACGCUCGGAGCUGACCAUUUCUUUGUUCACCCCACCGGGUUUGACUUCACCGCCGACCGGAAUGUUCUUGAGCUUAAGAAGAAUUCCGUGCAAAUAUCCGUUUUCCCGACCACCUCCGGGUACUUUAUCCCCCACAAGGAUGUUACAUUGCCGCCUGUCAGCCCACGCGCACUCACGCUCCCUCACGCGCCGCCGGGGGAAGAGCCGCCGUCGUUCCUUGGAUAUCUGAGGUGGGACGGCGAGACCGAGUCGGUCAUGGUCAACGAGUUGAAACUGGAUGACGAGUUCGCGGUUGAAUCUCAGCCGUCGGAUGAUCUCGGUGGGGGUGGUGGGGUCCAGAGCAGCAAGUUCUGCUUGUUUCUUUACGGCGCUGACGUGGCAUGGCUGCCGGCGGCGAUGGCUUCCGGCUGCGUGCCGGUGAUAAUCGUGGACCGUCCGAUCCAGGACCUGCCCCUGAUGGACGUCCUGAGAUGGUCCGAGAUGGCGAUCUUGGUGGGGUCCACGCGUGGGGCCGCCGGACUGAAGGAGUUGUUGCGUGGCGUGAAGGAGGAAGAUUACGAGAGGAUGAGGGGAUUGUGUGUGGCGGCGGCCCAGCACUUUCUGUGGAAUGCGGAAGCUAAACCGUACGAUGCAUUUCACAUGCUGAUUUAUCAGCUGUGGCUGCGACGACACACCAUCAGAUACGCGCGAAGGGAGAUGUAGACAUUUUGGAAUUUUGACUUUGUCUUGAAGAAUAAUAUAUUGUUUGAUAAUUAUUUUAUUCCGAAUAAUACUUUGUAAAUUUUUUAAUUUGAAUAAUAAUAAUACAAUAGUUUCUUAUAAA